Molecule: messenger RNA, 1710 nt
Organism: Oryzias latipes (Japanese medaka)
Lineage: Eukaryota; Metazoa; Chordata; Actinopteri; Beloniformes; Adrianichthyidae
Gene: cnn2
Product: calponin 2
Biological process (GO): actomyosin structure organization; actin filament organization
Cellular component (GO): focal adhesion; actin cytoskeleton
Molecular function (GO): actin filament binding
Source: RefSeq, a predicted model, not a curated record
AGUUCUCUGAAAAGUUUCAUUGGAAGAGAAAGUCUGAACUAUUCGACUGUUUCUGCUGAAGAGUCGUAGUUUUUCCAAAACCAAAAAGGGCAAAAAAGCCCAAUUUCCUCGCGAUGUCCUUCAACAAAGGUCCAGCCUACGGCUUAUCGGCAGAAGUGAAAAACAAGAUUGCACAGAAGUACGACCUUCAGAAGGAGGAGGAGCUCCGGAUCUGGAUCCAGGACACCACUGGUUGCUCUAUUGAUCCAGACUUCCAGAAAGGCUUGAAGAAUGGAGUCAUUCUGUGCGAACUUAUCAACAAACUGCAGCCGGGUUCUGUGAAAAAAAUUAACAAGUCUUCACUGAAUUGGCAUCAGCUGGAGAACCUGACCAACUUUAUCAAAGCCAUCACAGAUUAUGGUCUCAAGCCUCACGAUAUCUUUGAAGCCAAUGAUCUGUUUGAGAACGGCAACAUGACCCAGGUCCAGACCACGCUGCUCGCUCUGGCCAGCAUGGCCAAGACCAAAGGCUGCCAUUCGCGGGUGGACAUCGGAGUGAAGUAUGCUGACAAGCAGCAAAGAAUGUUUGACGAGGAGAAGCUAAAGGCGGGACAGUGUGUCAUCGGUCUGCAGAUGGGGACAAACAAAUGUGCCAGUCAAGCAGGUAUGAAUGCAUACGGCACCAGGAGACACUUGUAUGACCCCAAAGCUCACAUUCAGCCUCCCAUGGACAACACAACCAUCAGUCUUCAGAUGGGAACCAACAAGGGGGCGAGUCAGGCUGGAAUGACGGCUCCUGGAACACGACGGGCCAUUUAUGACCAGAAACUGGGAACAGACAAGUGCGACAACAGCACCAUGUCUCUGCAGAUGGGGUUCAGCCAAGGAGCUAACCAGAGCGGGCAGAACUUUGGCCUAGGAAGGCAGAUCUAUGAUGCCAAGUACUGUCCUAAGGCUGGAGAGCUGGCAGAGGAUCAAAAUGGAGCUGGCAGCAGCCGCGACUACAUUCCUGACUACCAAGAUGAGGGUUACCAGGGAUACCAUGAGGAAGAACAGGUGUACCAAGAGGAGGGUACAGAUUAUCAAGGCAUGUGAAGGUGACACUUAACCCAGUAAAGCCUCAAGGAUGACUUGGUUGGUUUUAUAGCCAUGGGAUCUGUUUUUAAUUUCAACAUCUGUUUUUAGUAAUGAAACAACAGAUUUGGGAUCAACAAUAGGACUUCCACAUUCCUUUUAGAUGUACAUUAAAUGUGACCAUCAUGCUAGUUCCUGUCUAGUGUUUAUUUUAGAAAAUGUUAACCAUAAGAAGAGAAAGCUUUUUAUAAACCUUAAUAUCCUGAAAGACCGUGUAUUUUUUUGGUUUUAAUGUUUUGAUACCUCUUUAAUUUCUUCAGUAUUAUUCUGUAACGUAUAGUAAACACAUCUGAAGAUUUGGACAAAAGGAAAACUGCAUAAGAAAAUAUUUGCCAUUGCUGGGAAUGUUCAUCAUCCAUUAGUUUCCCUGUUGGUGGAAACGUUCCAGGUGCGCCGUGCUCGGUUUAAGUUUCGGUUCAAAUACAAGGAAAUAUUUGAACCCAUGUGAUUAUUAUUUAUGGAUGCUGUUUUUUUUUAAGGGGAACAAUUUUGUAUUUGUAUUGGAACAACAUUUGAUGUAAGAAUGUGGUUUUUUUUCUUGUCUGCCCAUAUGAAACCCAUCAGUGUGUCGAUUCAAAUAAAGUUGUGCGCAUUAUCA